Varanus komodoensis (Komodo dragon) is the source of this 2277-nucleotide messenger RNA. RefSeq names its product TATA-box binding protein associated factor, RNA polymerase I subunit B (gene TAF1B). The transcript has 15 exons. The coding region runs from base 41 to 1792 and encodes 583 amino acids. NCBI's taxonomy places the organism in Eukaryota, Metazoa, Chordata, Lepidosauria, Squamata, Varanidae. The record is from RefSeq and is a predicted model, not a curated record. Gene Ontology annotation, cellular component: RNA polymerase I core factor complex; RNA polymerase transcription factor SL1 complex. Gene Ontology annotation, biological process: RNA polymerase I preinitiation complex assembly; nucleolar large rRNA transcription by RNA polymerase I. Gene Ontology annotation, molecular function: RNA polymerase I core promoter sequence-specific DNA binding.
CAGGCGCGGUGAUUGACAGCAGGCGGGAAGGGAGCGCGCGAUGGAGGAAGAGGAGGCGAGAGACUACAAUGAACCUUGUGUGGAAUGUUCUGUUGUCAGCUGGGGUAUUACAGAAGAAGGCAAAUUUUACUGCAGAUCUUGCCACACUGUUAUAGAAAGGACUAGAGAAGUUUUAACUGGCGAUGUUACUUCAAAUGCUAGGGCACAGUCUAUCUCUCGAGGACUGAAAAAAAAGAAUAAACUUGAUAAAGGCUGGGAAUGGUAUGUCUGUGAGGGUUUUCAGUAUAUUCUCUGGAAGCAAGCUGAAGCAUUGCAAUCUUUAGGAGUUUCUUCACAGAUGAAGGAUGGUGUUCUGGCUAACUUUUGGAGACGAUACCUUCAGAAGAGCAAGCAGGCUUAUUGUGACAAGCCUUUUAGUGAUGCUACGUACAGUACUUCACCAAAACAGCUACAGAGUACAGAUACUGAAGAGGAGCCAGAUUUUAUUAAACUUCUUGACUUGGUUUCCUCUGCAACUGAUACAGAUUUGUUGUCUGAAUCUAGCAUUGGAGGAAUUUCAUCUAGCAAAAUAUCUGAAAAAUCUGUCUGGUCUGGAUCAGUGGAUGGUAGCUCAUACAUAGGGAAAAGGAAGAAAGGAGACAUGAGAAUGUCAAUGCCAAUGACCCUGGCCUUCUGCUAUUUGGCAUUGCUCUGGCUGAGAGAAUCAAUAACAUUAUCAGAUCUCUUAAGACUGGUAAUGGAUGGUCACAUUCCUUACUUGAAUGCUUAUAAAGAUUUCCCAGAGAAGAUGAAGAUGUAUGGGGCUGAUUUCAAGAUCUUUCAUGUACAGUCCUGGCCAACAUAUGAGGAGGUUCAUAAAAAAAUGCAUGCUCUUGUAAAUUAUAUAGAGCUACCUUGUUUUCCAGAAAUAACAAACAGUAGCUUCCUUCAUCCAAACAUUCUCUGCAUCAAGUAUUUGAUGGAACUUAACUUGCCUGAUGAUAUGCACAGUUGGACUUGCAGGGUAGUAAAAAAAACUGGCGUUGGUGAAACAGACUUCUUGACGCUUCAUCCAGGGAAUAAAUCAUCUCAGAAAGUGAAAUAUGAUAUUCUUGCUAUGGCUGUUAUUGUAGUAGUAUUGAAAAUUCUGUACUUGCUGGAUGACCAAUAUGAGUGGCAACUAGCAAACUAUGCUGAAGAAGAAAACGAGAACAAUGAAGAAGGCAGACCAGUGUUCAAUAUUAGAAAAUGGUACUUUGUUGUAAAGAACACUUUAGAUUUGGAGCAGAAGAAAUUUAAUGAAAAAAAAAUCAGGUAUUUAUGGAGAUGUGAGAAGCCACUAUUAUAUACAGCAAGGGAAAUGUCUGUUGUUCUCAAGAAAAGGCAAAUGGUAGUGGACCUUCAAAGGCAAUUCCGUGCACUUUCUGGCUCCACAGAACCUACGGAGAAGCCGACACCUUCCAUUUUCCAGCUGAACUGGACUAACGAAAACACAGCACAGAAUUGUUUUCAUGGCCACAGUCUUGCUGGAGUUUUGCAACAAAAAGGCAGUAUAUUUACAACUUUGAAUACAAACUAUUGGUUGUGUACAACUAAACUGUGCAAAGAGAGGGUGUGUGGCCAUCUGGCACACUAUAGAGAAUCAGAUUUUCCCCAUACCUACCAGUUUGUGUUAAAUCUUUUUGCCUUCCUCCUGCGGGUGAAGCCCUCCCUCAUCCAUGAAGAAGUGUGUGCCAUAGAACAUAAACUCUUUCACUCACGCUUUCAUAAGAAAUACAGAAUUUUCAAAGUUCAUAAAAGUGGAAAGUCAUAAAGGCUUGAAAGAGUGAAGAUUUACAGCAACUAAAGCAAUCUAUGAAGCUAAUCCAUACUUUCAAUUACCUAAACAGAACUCAGAAGACAAGACAGUUGUGCCCAUUCUGCAAUUAGUUUAUAUUUGGGUUUGGCUCAGAUGGCACGAUCCUGAUCCAACACAGCACAGUUUGUUGGAGUGGAAACUGUGUGUUUGAGCACUCCCUCUUACCUCUCACUUUUGCCUUUCCUUUUACUCCUCUAACUUCAUAGAAGAAGAUGGUUUGUUGAACCAAACUUUCCCGUAUCUCCCAGACUAUGAAUCUGAUUUGAAUGCCACACAACAAACCAGAAUAUCAAAUCUAUGGGACUGGAAAUGCAACAUGUGAAUUGGACCUUACAGUUCAUACCUGUUUGUAUAUACUCUGUUUUUUUCUGUCAGAUAUAUAGAUGCUAAUAUAUCAAAGUGUCACCUAUUUGAAAUAAAAGUGUUUUUUUUUUUCCAAA